ACACAAAACAAAGCGCCACGCAAAGGGAAAGCCAACCGCUUCUUACCAAAACCCAACUUUGACGCUCUCUAAAACCCUCUUUUUCCGACGAAGAUGAACCGGAUCGCGGCGAGGUCGGUGGCCGGAGCUCUGCGCCAUGGCCGCAACUUCAACCGCCACAUUUCCACUGCUACCGUCGUUAGUACUACGCCGAAGUUCGACGCAGCCGACUAUCUCCACCGCCAGAGCGCCACCGCUUUCGGCUCCUGGAGGAUGAUGAGCACGGUGACGCCGUCGAUUCAAACGCCGCCUCCUUCGGCUGAGAAGGAGAAGGACAAGAAGGAGAGCUCCGGCUCCGGCUCCGACGCGAAGAAAGACGUCGUGAUUUCGAAUUAUUGGGGAAUUGCGAGGCCGAAGCUCACCAGGGAGGACGGCACUGAGUGGCCAUGGAAUUGCUUCAUGCCAUGGGAGACGUAUGAAGCAGAUUUGUCGAUCGAUCUGAGCAAGCACCAUGUGCCGAAGACGUUUCUGGACAAAGUGGCGUACAGAACGGUCAAGCUUCUUCGAGUUCCGACUGAUAUCUUCUUCCAGAGACGGUAUGGGUGCCGUGCAAUGAUGCUGGAAACUGUGGCAGCUGUCCCUGGUAUGGUUGGAGGAAUGCUGCUGCACUUAAGGUCUCUCCGAAAGUUUCAGCAGAGUGGUGGUUGGAUCAAAGCCUUACUUGAAGAAGCAGAGAAUGAGAGGAUGCACUUGAUGACAAUGGUGGAACUUGUGAAGCCUGCAUGGUAUGAGAGGCUACUUGUUCUCACUGUGCAGGGAGUCUUCUUCAAUGCCUUCUUCGGGCUCUAUAUGAUUUCCCCCAAGGUUGCACACAGGGUUGUUGGAUAUCUGGAGGAGGAGGCUAUUCACUCUUAUACAGAGUACUUGAAGGAUAUUGAUAGUGGCAAGAUUGAAAAUGUACCGGCCCCUGCUAUAGCAAUUGACUACUGGAGGCUACCAAAAGAUGCUAAACUGAAGGAUGUUAUCACUGUGAUUCGUGCUGAUGAAGCUCACCAUAGGGAUGUCAACCAUUUUGCAUCUGAUAUUCAUCAUCAGGGAAAGGAACUGAGAGAUGCCCCAGCUCCCAUUGGAUAUCACUAAGUCAUCUCGUCUGCCAAUAAUUGAAGAGUUAUAUUCAUCUUAUAUUAUCUGUGUCUUGUAUAUGUUGAAGUCUAUGAUCUAUAGGGACAUAGCUUCGUUUCCAAAUAGACAGCUUAAACUCGUAAUUUGGUUUUUGAGUACAACAUUUUAAUGGCCCAUAUUAUCAGGAUUAGUUGGCUUCUUGACUUAGGGGGGUGUAUUGUAUAUGAAAUUAGUGGAAGUUUUAAAGUAGUCUAUGGAAUUUAAAAGUCUAGGUGUAUUCAAUAUAGACUUUUAAAAAUCAAUCAAAGUCUGGGUAUAUUCAACUUG
Molecule: messenger RNA, 1428 nt
Organism: Fragaria vesca subsp. vesca
Lineage: Eukaryota; Viridiplantae; Streptophyta; Magnoliopsida; Rosales; Rosaceae
Product: ubiquinol oxidase, mitochondrial-like
Exons: 4
Coding region: 94-1119 (341 amino acids)
Biological process (GO): alternative respiration
Cellular component (GO): mitochondrion
Molecular function (GO): alternative oxidase activity
Source: RefSeq, a predicted model, not a curated record